UGAUAUAAUAUCCAAUAGCGUGUCGAAUGGUUCGACAUUUCAGGACAUUCUGACUAGAUUUUGUGUAAUUGAAAACAGUUGAAAAUUGCACUUGCUGUUCUCGUGUUCUUUGCGAUUUUUCGUAAAUUUAUAUAAAUAAAGAUGGCAGACAAGGCAGUGUCCACCGCGAGCAAGCCCAUGAUGAGGGGUCUCUUGAACGCGCAGAUCAAGAGGAACCUCAUCGCCUCCUUGGUCUUCGCUGCCAUCUCCGGUGUGGCAGUAAAGCAGCUCAUCGGCAACCCACGCAAGAGGAAGUAUGCUGAAUUCUACAGGACAUACGAUGCUGAGAAGGAAUUCGAAGAAAUGAAGGCGAAGGGUCUGUUCCAAUCCUGCUAAACGCGGACAGUUAUAGAGUAGUAUUAAUUUUAUUUCGCUGUGAAAAUGAGUUAACUUUAAAUAAAAUUAUGAUCUAAAAGUA
This is a messenger RNA of Helicoverpa armigera (cotton bollworm), 457 nucleotides long. It is a transcript of the gene cype, whose product is annotated as cytochrome c oxidase subunit 6C. The record is from RefSeq and is a predicted model, not a curated record. Bases 142 to 375 code for a protein of 77 amino acids. Lineage: Eukaryota; Metazoa; Arthropoda; Insecta; Lepidoptera; Noctuidae. The transcript has 3 exons.